UCCCUCCCUCUGCUCGGCUCCACCCCCUCCUUCACGCUCAUCUCGUCCCUCCACGCGCUCCUCCUCCGCCUCGGCUUCCUCUCCCACCACGCCAUCUCCCUCGCGCUCCUCAAGCCCUAUCCUCUACCGCACACACAAACCCUGUUCGACGAAAUGCCUCAGCAGAACAAGUGUGCCGUCGGCUACAACACGCUCAUCUCUGCCUAUCUGAAAGCCAAGGAUCUCUUCGCCGCACGCCACCUGUUCGACGAAAUGCAGCAGUUCAAGCGCUCCAGGAGAAGCGUGGUUUCCUGGAACGCUAUGAUCGCGGGGUGCGCGGGGUGUGGGAGGGACGACAUGGCAGUGCGGUAUUUCGAAGACAUGGUGCGGGAGGGCGAGGUGGUGCCAGAUGAUGGGACACUUGCCGCGGCGCUGCCUGCUUGCGGGAGGACGGGGAACGCUGGUGCCGGGAGGUGGGCACACGAGUACGCAUGUAAAACAGGUAUUUUAGAUAGGUCCGUGCACGUUGCAAAUGCGGAGGUUGAUAUGCAUUGCAAGUGUGGUGACCUUAGCAGCGCCACAGAGGUGUUCCAAGGGAUGCGACAGCGGAGCGCGGUGAGCUGGAACACGAUGAUCUCAGGGUUUUCGUUGAAUGGACAAGGGAUUAAGGGAAUCGAGCUGUUCCAGGAGAUGUUGAGGUCCGGAGAGGCUCCCAAUGCUGUGACUUUCCUGGGGGUGCUUAGUUGCUGUGCCCAUGCUGGGGCGGUGGAUAUUGGGCAGGGGAUCUUCCAGAGUAUGCAGUCAGAGCAUGGGAUUGAGGCGGAAAUCGAACACUAUGGGUGUAUGGUAGAUUUACUUGGAAGGUCCGGUCUUCUCGACAAGGCGCAUGCACUGAUUCAAGAGAUGCCAAUGGGGCCUAAUGCUGCAAUAUGGGGAUCGCUUCUAAGCGCCUGCCGUUCCCAUGCUGGGCUUGGCAUUGCCGAGGUAGCUCUCAAAGAGCUUAUUCGUCUGGAACCUUGGAAUUCAGGGAAUUAUGUGCUGCUGGCCAAUCUUUAUGCAGAAACAGGACGAUGGGAGGAGGCAGGGGAUGUGAGGAAACUGAUGAGGAGGAUGAGUGCGCAGAAGGCGCCAGGGCAGAGUCUAAUAGAAGAACCAAGUUCAAGUUGA
Messenger RNA from Lolium rigidum, 1146 nucleotides. Its product is annotated as pentatricopeptide repeat-containing protein At1g09190-like. Lineage: Eukaryota; Viridiplantae; Streptophyta; Magnoliopsida; Poales; Poaceae. Gene Ontology annotation, molecular function: RNA binding; protein binding. The record is from RefSeq and is a predicted model, not a curated record. Gene Ontology annotation, biological process: RNA modification.